AAUCUACAGUAUUUUCUAAUCCCUGUAGUAAAAUGUUUUGAUCUACACCGAGUUCUAACAGGACAAGCACAGAAAUAAGUCCUCUGUAACAGGUAUUAAGGAGACCAUUAGUAACCUUCACUACAGCUCAUGUUUGGGUUUGUUGUCCUCUCAGUCUCCUGGGUGGAGGUGGAUUCAGGAGUGGAGUCUGUCCAGCUGAUCUGCAAAACCACAGUUUGUCUGCCUAAAGAUGCUAAAGUGGAGUGGAAGGAUGCAAACGACAGGAAGGUCCACAUGUAUGAGAACGGCUCUGACCAGCCUGAAGAACAACAUACGAAUUACAGAGACAGAACGAAGAUGAAGAGGAUGGUCCUGGAACCUGGAGACCUCAGUGUGACCCUGAAACACCCCACAGAUGGAGACAACUCCAGCUAUAACUGCACUGCCUACAGCAGGGAGGGACACAUCCUGAUGGAGAAAAAAGUGAAUCUCACUGUCAGAGUCCCUCAGGUGGAGGUGGAUUCAGGGGUGGAGUCUGUCCAGCUGCCCUUCAACACCACACUUCACCUGCCUGAAGACGCUAAAGUGGAGUGGAUGGAGAAGAGAUACAACAGGAAGGUCCACGUGUAUAAGAACGGCUCUGACCAGCCUGAAGAACAGCACCAGGCUUACAGAGACCGAACGAAGAUGAAUGAAGACCUGCUGAAAACUGGAGACCUCAGUCUGACCCUGAAACAGCCCACAGACUGGGACACAGACACCUACACCUGCACCGUCUACAGCAGGGAGGGAAACAUCCUGAUGAAGAGAAAGGUGGAGCUGAAAGUCAGAGUCCCCCAGGUGGAGGUGGAUCCUAUUGUUUGUUGUUCUGAGAUUUGCCAGUUAGAGCUGUGCUGUCAUGUCUGAUUGUAUUUAAGGUCCAAUCAUGUACUUGUGUAUGUGUAACUAAGCAACCACGUGGGCGGAGCUUCAGCUCUGAACAUUUUAGAGCAUCAG
Haplochromis burtoni (Burton's mouthbrooder) is the source of this 975-nucleotide messenger RNA. RefSeq names its product butyrophilin-like protein 2. The record is from RefSeq and is a predicted model, not a curated record. Lineage: Eukaryota; Metazoa; Chordata; Actinopteri; Cichliformes; Cichlidae. Bases 130 to 885 code for a protein of 251 amino acids. The transcript is spliced from 3 exons.